Molecule: messenger RNA, 1106 nt
Organism: Rubroshorea leprosula
Lineage: Eukaryota; Viridiplantae; Streptophyta; Magnoliopsida; Malvales; Dipterocarpaceae
Source: the annotation of a GenBank genome assembly
UUCAGUAGUGAAUUAAGAAGAGAUCUUCAUAUUCCAGAGGAAAAAGGAAACAAAUAUGAACUCACAAAGAUCAAAUGAUGCAAAUAUCAUCUACCCACUCCAAGAAAUGUAAGAGUUUUGUCCAGGGCAUCUUGCUGCAACUAAGCAGACUAAGUGAUGUCUUGCCCCAAAAUUAAAACCCUUUGGCUGAGUAGUUGUUGUAGUGUAACUGUAAGUGUUGAUCCACAGGGAGGUUAUAUUAAAUCAACAAAAAGAGUUCUCACAAUGAAAAACUAAAUUUGUUUUACACUGACCAGAGGUUGGAACCUGAUCACAGGGUGUGGAAUCCCUCAUGCUACUGUCCAUCCUUUUGCAUUGACCAGGGGUUGGAACCUGAAAAACAGGUUCCAACUCCUCAUUAACACUUCAACUUCAUGAACUUUGCUCCUUAAUAAAAAAUGGAGAAAAUCCCACUUGAGCCUUCAAACUUCUAAAUUUGAACCUUGGACCCUCAUCUUUCUGGCUCUUUGCAUUCUCUCCAUUUAAUUAUCAAACCUUCAAUCAUAAAAAAUUUGCACAACAUAAGUAGAAUGAACACUUAUGAAAUUACUUGUAAAAAAAUACAACUCUUAAGCCCAUAAUUCCACAAAUGCUAAUGGUUAAACACACUUUAAAUAUACAUUUUCAUGCUUUCAUCACAACCCCCAACCAGCUUAUUGCUACUCUCUAGCAAUACAAGCGUGAAUUAAAAAAGAAAGCAUGUUGAUUAACUCAAAUGGAUAUCUAACAAGACUACCUAUGUAAUUGGAAAAAGAUCACAGUUGCUAUCAAGAUUACUUCAAUUAUAACUUCCAAAAGUGUGUGUGAACUAAGCAUAACCUUCAUACCACAAACCACAACAUAUAUAGCCUUGAGAAUUAAUCAAAGUAAAAGCCUCAACUCCAUAUCCUCACACGAUGGUAACUGUUUAAGGCAAAGGAUUUCUCUCAUGGAGUUGGAAAGCAGCAAGUCACUCAAAGGAAAAGGUCAAAUUUAACAGACAAUCAUACUAACAACCAUUGAUUAGAAGAUACGUUAAUUAGCUAUUCAAAAUUCCACUACUGUUAGUAUAAACUAGCUUCAGGAUU